GACGUUUGAUAGGGUCGCCAUCUAGCGGGUAGUGGAUUAUUUAAAAUUUUGAAACGUCAACAUGAUUGUGAUGGAAUCUGUUAAUCAAUUUGUAAAUUUCCAUUAAUAUCUUCGUAUUUAAUUGUAUAUCAAUAUUUAUUUAACAAGCGAAUUAAACUUCCGAUUGUGAAGCGUGGUUAGGUGUAUCGUAACAUGAAGUUUGUGGCUAAACCUUUAUAAAAUCACUGUGUUUAUUCUGCAGUGUAGAUGUGUUCACCUGUAGUUAGGAAAAUUUAGAAAAAUGUCACUCCCUGGGAAUGGAAUAUUCGUUGUGCAGGGUGAAAUGGCGAUGCUCGUUACAUCGAUGCGGCGGAGCACUCGCUGGGGAUCUCACUCUUUCCCCAAUGAAGAGUAUGAUGUGUUGAUGAAAACAUUCCAAGACUUAAAGACAAUCCUCAAUCAAGUCGAUGAUUUGAAGCUCUUAGAUCCAGCAACAUACCUCAGUCCAUUUUUAGAGGUCAUUAGAAGCAAGGAAACUACGGGGCCCGUUACUAGUUUAGCAUUGUCAGCAAUACAUAAGUUUUUGUCUUAUGGAUUAAUAGACCCCACUCAUCCUAGCGUGCCUGUGAUUGUUGAAGACAUAGCAGAUGCAGUUACACAUGCUCGUUUUGUUGGCACUGACCAUUCCUCUGAUGGAGUAGUGCUAAUGAAGAUAUUGCAAGUUCUUCAUACUCUUAUGCUCAGUCCUGAAGGAGCAAUGUUGACGGAUGAAAGCGUUUGUGAAAUUAUGCUUAGCUGUUUCCGCAUCUGUUUUGAAACAAGACUUACAGAGUUACUUCGUCGUAAUGCUGAGCAAUGCCUGCGAGACAUGACACAGCUGAUAUUUAUGAGGUUGCCACAAUUCCCCCCAGAAGACACUUCUGUUGCUACAUUUUCCACUGUUGAGUUAUCAUUGAAGAAGAGAGACAAAUCAAAUAAGAAGAAAAGUUUGACUGGUGUUAACAGUAAUUCGUUGGAAAGAAAAUCGCCGACAUUGGACCCAAACGUAUCAGAGAAUGACACAAUCAAAGCUGAAGCCGCUCUAAGGCAUAGCCAAGACAAGAAUUUGAUCAAUGAAGCAGAGAUAACAAUAGAACCAGUGGAAUCUCCCAAGAGUCCAGUCAAGAAGCAUGGUCGUCAUUCCUCUAUGGAUUUAGCAGCCGGGAACCAGUCUAUCACACAAUUGUUAGAGAAAUGUGUGGGCAACACCGAAGUGCAGACAGAUGCCCCCGCUGAACCACAGGCUGAUGAACAAGAGAACAGGGUGGAAGUCAAUGAAGAUAAAGAUGGUUUUGUAACCGAAGAAGCACCAGAUACGGAGCCACUAACCGCGGAGAGUGGUAGAGUGGAGGAGUAUGUGAAUCCGCGCGGCAUUAGGUUCACACCCCACCAUCGCCACCAAGCUCCGCAACCUUACGGCAUCGUUUGCGUCAGGGAAUUGUUCAGGUUCCUGAUAUCUCUGUGCAAUCCGCUGGAGGGUCAGAACACGUCGGGCAUGGUCCAGCUGGGGCUGUCGCUGGUGGGCACCGCCCUGGAAGUGGCAGCGGACCAGCUGGCCACCUGCCCCGCGCUCUACCACCUCGUGCGCGACCCCCUCUGCAGGAACCUCGUCAGCUUGUUGAACACAGAAAGGAUAUCUAUAUUCGCGUUGGACCUUCAAAUAUCGUUCCUGCUAUUCGAAGCGCAACGUUUCCACCUGAAAUUCCAAAUGGAAGCAUUUUUCAAGAAGCUAAUAGAGAUCAUAUCGACAGACACGACCAAAGCUAUAUACGAACUGAAGGAAAUACAUCAUUUAACCCUAGAGAGUUUAGCACAAAUGUUUAGGAUACCUGGCUUAUGUACAGAGCUAUAUCUGAAUUACGAUUGCGAUAUUUAUUGUACGAAUAUCUUUGAGGAACUAACGAAGCUUCUGUCUAAAAAUGUCGUGUCUUCCACUGCUUAUAAUAUCCACACACUGUCUCUGGAAGCUUUGAUGACUAUCAUAGACGCUAUAGAAUUAGGUACGCAACCGGAGAAAGUGAGAGAUACUAAGAGCGAGACGGACGUAGCUGUUGUGGAGGAACAGAACCAGAUGACGUACGAUAGGGGAGGUCACGUGUCCUUGGAGCUGGGCGGGAUGGAUGACGCGUCCGUAGUCAGUGAUCACGUGACGCAUGACAUAAGUCAGUAUAUAGGUGGAAGGACUGGGCGACAUAAACCCUCGCCCAAUUUGCCGUCAGAAGCAGAGCUGGACAACAUUAGGAAUAUGAAAAAGUGGGUGACGCAAGGUACAGAGUUGUUCAAUCAGAAACCCGAGCGUGGCAUAGAGUUCCUACAAGAGCACGGUGUGCUCAAAACUCCUUUAGAUCCAUAUCAAGUCGCUAUGUUCCUUAGAGAAAACCCAGAUUUGGAUAAGAAAAUGAUUGGCGAUUACAUCUGUAAACGUUCGAGUCGCGAUGAGGAGGGUGAAGGUCCCAGCGUUCUGGGCGCGUUUGCCGAAAGCUUCGACUACGCGGGACUCCGAAUCGACCAGGCGCUGCGGCUCUAUCUGGAGACUUUCCGUCUGCCCGGGGAGGCUCCGCUUAUAUUCCUAGUUAUGGAGCGAUUCGCGGAACGGUGGCACACGACGAACGGCGAACCGUUCGCGAACACGGACGCGGCGUUUCGUCUCGCGUACGCGGUGAUCAUGCUGAAUAUGGACCAGCACAACCACAACGCCAAGAAGUUGAACGUACCCAUGACCGUCGAUGACUUCGUGAGGAACCUGAGAGGAUGCAACGGCUCCGGGGACUUCGAUCAGGCGAUGCUCGAGGCCAUCUACCAUUCUAUCAAGAACGAGGAGAUGGUGAUGCCCGCGGAGCGCGUGGGCCCCGUGCGGGACGCGUACCUGUGGCGGGUGCUGCAGCGGCGCGGGGCGACCGCGGCCGCCGCCUACCGCGCCUCCCCCACCUCGUCCGCCUCGUCCGCCGCCCGCACUCACCACGCGCGCCUGUUCACCGUCGUGUGCCCGCCCACGGUGACGGCGUUAUCUGCUGCGUUCGAGCGCGCGCCGCCUCCCUCCCCGGAGGAGGCGUCCGGUGGCGGGGGUGGCGGGGGCGGGGCGGCGGCGGCGCUGUGCGGGCUGGAGCGCGUGGCGGGCCUGGUGGCGCGGCUGCCGCGCGCGGGCCCGCAGGUGGCGCCCACGCUGGACACGCUCGCCCUCACGCUCGCCAAGUUCACCGCGCUGCUGGCGCCGCCGCCGCAACACUACAACUACAUCACCAUAGGCGAGUACAUAUACCAGGGGCGGCCAACAUAA
Molecule: messenger RNA, 3295 nt
Organism: Diatraea saccharalis (sugarcane borer)
Lineage: Eukaryota; Metazoa; Arthropoda; Insecta; Lepidoptera; Crambidae
Source: the annotation of a GenBank genome assembly